AUGGCCGGAACAGCACCUGAAGGUUCUCAAUUUGAUGCUAAACAAUUUGAUGCAAAAAUGAAUGAGCUUCUUGGAACCGAUGGAGAGGAGUUUUUCACUAGCUAUGAUGAGGUGUACGAUAGUUUUGAUGCUAUGGGUCUGCAGGAAAAUCUUCUGAGGGGCAUCUACGCCUAUGGUUUCGAAAAACCUUCGGCCAUCCAGCAAAGAGGUAUUGUCCCAUUCUGCAAGGGUCUUGAUGUCAUUCAGCAAGCUCAGUCUGGAACUGGGAAAACAGCAACUUUCUGCUCCGGUAUUCUUCAGCAGCUGGACUACAAUGUGGUGGAGUGCCAGGCUCUGGUCCUUGCACCCACUCGCGAGCUUGCCCAGCAAAUCGAGAAGGUCAUGCGUGCUCUCGGUGAUUAUCUUGGUGUCAAGGUUCAUGCUUGUGUUGGGGGCACCAGCGUGCGUGAGGACCAGCGGAUCCUCUCCAGUGGGGUACACGUUGUGGUUGGCACCCCGGGUCGUGUAUUUGACAUGCUGAGAAGGCAGUCCCUGCGCCCUGAUUACAUCAAGAUGUUUGUUCUGGAUGAAGCCGAUGAAAUGCUCUCCAGAGGGUUCAAGGAUCAGAUUUACGACAUCUUCCAGCUGCUGCCCCCGAAGAUCCAGGUAGGCGUGUUCUCCGCCACCAUGCCCCCAGAAGCUCUCGAGAUAACCCGCAAGUUCAUGAACAAGCCCGUACGCAUCCUUGUCAAGCGUGACGAGCUCACCCUCGAGGGUAUCAAGCAGUUUUACGUGAACGUCGAGAAAGAGGAAUGGAAGCUCGAGACCCUUUGUGACCUUUACGAGACCCUCGCCAUCACCCAGAGUGUCAUCUUCGUCAACACCCGCCGCAAGGUUGACUGGCUCACCGACAAGAUGCGGGCCCGCGACCACACAGUCUCAGCCACUCACGGUGACAUGGACCAGAACACUCGUGACAUCAUCAUGCGCGAGUUUCGUUCGGGUUCUUCCAGGGUUCUCAUCACCACCGAUUUGUUGGCUCGUGGUAUUGAUGUUCAGCAAGUUUCGCUCGUGAUUAACUAUGAUCUCCCGACCCAACCGGAGAACUAUCUUCACCGUAUCGGGCGAAGUGGAAGGUUCGGGAGAAAGGGUGUGGCGAUAAAUUUCGUGACCAAGGAUGAUGAUCGCAUGCUUUUUGAUAUUCAGAAGUUUUAUAAUGUCGUGGUUGAGGAGCUGCCGGCCAAUGUGGCGGAUUUGCUUUGA
Molecule: messenger RNA, 1242 nt
Organism: Striga hermonthica
Lineage: Eukaryota; Viridiplantae; Streptophyta; Magnoliopsida; Lamiales; Orobanchaceae
Source: the annotation of a GenBank genome assembly